Molecule: messenger RNA, 665 nt
Organism: Jaminaea rosea
Lineage: Eukaryota; Fungi; Basidiomycota; Exobasidiomycetes; Microstromatales
Exons: 1
Coding region: 61-438 (125 amino acids)
Source: RefSeq, a predicted model, not a curated record
GCUCGGCGCAAACAAGUACAAGGUAACUGUGAUGCGAGGGGAUAGAGAACUCUGGUGACUAUGACUGAAGACAGUGAGCAGGCCGAGCCAAAUGAGCGACAGCGAGCAGCGGAUAUUGGCUUUGCGCGUAUCUGGUCGGUCGCGGACAUCAUGCGAAUCGCUCUCGUGGUGGCUGUCGCCGAUGCCGCGUCUCCGCCACCCUUGGACCGGGCUCUUUCCAACGAGAACGCUCAGAUCGCCGGCCUUACCAUCUCAGUCGUAUCUCAGCUGCUUGAAGUUUUGUUCGUUGCUCUGAUUGCAAUUGUCUGCACGUCCAGGCCAAAGAGGAACUUCUGCGUGGUGACGACUGGGCAAUCUAGACAUGAUGGGCGGCCAACCUCUCCAAAAAAAAAAAAACGCAUCCCAUUGAGCGGCCGUAUAAGCUGCUUCAAAGCGUGAAGAUCAGCUGACACUGCCCUUCGCUGGCUCUCGUCAAUGGUGCUGCCGCUUGGCGCAAAUCCGAGCCUCGUCACUAAACUCCAGCCAGGAGCGUGGUCUGCUGCACUUCGUCCAAUUGAAACCGUGAUUACUGGGCACUGACCAAGACCAAACGCCAGCAGAUGGCUGUGUUGCGCCAGACGCUAUCGACGAGUCUGCGCUUCAAUCGUGAAGCUACGGUAACUCGC